Molecule: messenger RNA, 1085 nt
Organism: Gastrolobium bilobum
Lineage: Eukaryota; Viridiplantae; Streptophyta; Magnoliopsida; Fabales; Fabaceae
Exons: 2
Coding region: 316-783 (155 amino acids)
Source: RefSeq, a predicted model, not a curated record
AAGAAGAAAGAAUCCGAAGCUUCUUCUUCUUCUACCUGGAUCCAGGUACUAAGGUGUGAGUGAAUCAUUUUCUCCGAGUCCAGUUCCUCAUAGAACGGUGUCGUUCUGAUCUUGAUGUGUUGUGUUGUGUACCACCGCCGUUUAUUUCUGUUGGGUCAAAGUCGUGGUUCCGAAUCGUCCGUGACACGUUGUUUUCUCAACAAUCCUAACUUCCUAUAAUUCAUCUCUCCGUCUCUCGUGCUUCGCUGCCACGGUGGCUCUUCCGCAUUCAGCCACCGCCACCGCCACAGUUUCAGCCGGAGAAUACUAAAUUUAAUGGAUAAUUCGGUUUUCAACAGAGAUGGUCACUUUACCCGAACAUACUCCUCCCAUUCUUUCUCUUCUCAGAGGGAUGUCCGUUACAGCUGUGGCAGCUGUGGUUAUGAGCUAAACCUUUCCUCCUCGAACCGGAACACCUCAUCCAUUGGAUCUAAAUAUGGGAAGUCUAUAAAGCGAGGUAUUAUAUCAUUCUUCAAUAUUGAUGACAGCAGAUUUACCCAGGUUGAUGAAAUUCAGUGUAUGCCCCAUUUUAAUAAGCACUCAUGGGGUUUGUUCCGUCGAAGAACUAAGCUUCUUUGUCGCAAGUGUGGCAACCAUAUUGGAAAUGCAUACAAUGGUUACACUUCAUUCUUCCCCCUUGUGUCAAAUGGAGCAGAAGCGGCCAGUCAUACAAAGUAUGACGUUCGCAUUCGUGCUUUACAGCCUUCAUCUUCUGAAGAACCUGAAAUCCCUGUGUGUGCUUGAGAUACUUGGUAAAAAUUGUACUCUGUUCCUUCCUACAUAAGUACUUUCCGGCAACAUGGAGGUUGGAAGUUCAUUAAUAUAUAUACAGAGUUCUGGUUUGGCAAGGUUUUUGUAUUUCCCCUCAUCAAAAUGUGAUUAAUAGCCGCAUGUAAUAGUUGUAAGAAUUAAAUUAAAAAUAAUUACAGGUGUGGGAUUUUGUGGAGUUAAUUAAAUUGGCAAAUGUGUUACUGGGGAGAAAAUAGAAACUAAGAGGAAAAGGAAAGAAAAGCUAUUUUUAAAUGAAUUGUUUGAUUAAUGUGGUA